UGGUUUGUGAUUUAUACUAACAAGUAGUACCAUGUACACUACAAGCACCACCUCACUACACAGCACAUCAGUACAAAGACAACAACAACUACACACAUCCAAAAUUGCAAAUCCAACAAGAGAGCAGAGCUCACCCAGCCACCCACUCACACACACCCUCACAUCUGAUCUAGUGGUAUGAGUGAGCACAAGACAAACCCUGGAAUCAAUCAGCCUCCAAAGACAAGGGGGGCCCAAGCUGCCACCCCUCCAUCCCAAUUCUGUUUUCUUGGAUCCCUCUCCUGCCAAUGCUGCCACUGCCAAUGCCUUGCCCAUAAAAGUUUUUCAAACACUCCUGCCAGCCACUGCCUCUGCCCCUCCAUAACUCCUCUCCUCCUUCCCCCAUUUGGCCAUCUUUGCCCGGACGAUCGGACCAAGCAAGCUGCAAGCUGCUGCUGCUUCCACUCCAUGUGCCCCAGAGCAGCCAUGGCGAGAGCUUCUGCUCAGUGCUUUGGAGAGGAGGAGUACAUCGACCUGGAUCUCAGUUCUUGCCGGGGGUUCGAGUUCCGGGUGUGCCGGAGCGCGGCGGCGCCACCGCCCUGCGGGGAUGAGAUGCUCUUCCGGGGCAGCAGGCUGCACAAGGCCAAGCAUCAGCAGGAAGCUGACGCGGGCGGCGGCGGCGGAGGUGGAGGUGGAUGUGGCGGCGGCAGGAGGAGCACCGCGACGGUCGCGCCGUGGCAUGCUGCUGCUGCUGUUGCGGGGAUCCGCAAUGCGCAGCCCGCGGCCAGGAUGCAACGACAGCCGGACGGCGGCGCCACCGGCCGGCGCAAGAAGGGCGCCGCCGGGUCCGUGCACGCGAAGCUGCAGGCGUCGCGUGCCUUCUUCCGGUCCCUGUUCGCCAGGACCUCGUGCUCCGACGAGCAAUGCCACGGCGUCGGCGUCCGGGCCACCACCAGGAGCAGCAGGGCGGCCACCGCGGCUAGCGGAGCGGCCGGGUCCGUCAAGCCGGCGCCGUUUGGCCAAAUCAGGAACAGCUACGGCAGCUGCAGCGGCAGGGGGGCGGCGGCGGCGCCGACCACCCUGAGGAGCAGCAUUGAGCAGGAGAAGCUGAUGGACGAGGAGGAGCACGCGGCCAGCGUCCGCCAGCGCAAGUCCUUCUCCGGAGUGAUCAAGUGGCGUCCUCCGCCGGCGCCUGCAGCCGCAGCCGCGAGGCCGCCGCCGCCGCCGGCAUUCCCGACGAGGAGGAGCUCCUCGGCAGCGAGUGACCCGCCGCUGAAGCGAUGCAGCAGCGCCCGGUCCGAGUCGGAGGGGCUCAUCCAGGGCGCCAUCGCCUACUGCAAGCGCUCGCAGCAGCAGCUCGUGCUCGCCAGGAAGAGCGUCAGCGACGCCGCCCUCUGCUCCCUGCAAUUCCAAAUCCAGCUCUAGUGUGUAGCCUCCUCCUCCUCUUCCUCCGAUUACUACGUGUGCAUGCUAGCUAAUUAUAAAUGGUUCCUAAAAUGAUCACGACGACGACAAUAAUGUGAAGUGAUUCUCUUUCUUUCUUUCUUCCAUUCAUCU
This is a messenger RNA of Oryza sativa Japonica Group (Japanese rice), 1536 nucleotides long. RefSeq lists its product as uncharacterized. NCBI's taxonomy places the organism in Eukaryota, Viridiplantae, Streptophyta, Magnoliopsida, Poales, Poaceae. Gene Ontology annotation, molecular function: kinase inhibitor activity. Gene Ontology annotation, cellular component: plasma membrane. The record is from RefSeq and is a predicted model, not a curated record.